Messenger RNA from Cetraspora pellucida, 908 nucleotides. The record is from the annotation of a GenBank genome assembly. NCBI's taxonomy places the organism in Eukaryota, Fungi, Glomeromycota, Glomeromycetes, Diversisporales, Gigasporaceae.
ACGAAUGGUUAACAGCGAUAAAAAAAUGUCAAUUUUUAUCUGAAACGGACAUGAAAAAACUUUGUGAAAUGGUUAAAGAUCUACUAAUGGAGGAGUCCAAUAUACAGCCUGUUCACACUCCUGUUACAGUUUGUGGUGAUAUUCAUGGUCAAUUUUAUGAUCUGUUGGAAUUAUUCCAUGUUGGUGGAGAGAUUCCUGAAACCCAUUAUAUAUUUAUGAGGUUAUUACAGUUUAGAAACAUUCACUCUAUUGAUGGUUUUGAAAGCAAGGCAAGGGAGAAUGAAUAUUCAACGGAGUUCAUAAGUUUAAUCUUUAAUUCAUGUAAUCAUGAGAGUAGGCAGAUCACACAGGUGUACGGUUUUUAUGAUGAAUGCCAAACAAAAUAUGGAAAUCCAAACGUUUGGAAGUAUUGUUGUCAAGUGUUUGAUUAUUUGACUUUAGCUGCUAUUGUUGACGGACGUAUUUUAUGUGUUCAUGGGGGCUUAUCACCAGAAGUUAGAACAUUAGAUCAGAUAAGAACAAUACCUAGAGCCCAAGAGAUUCCACACGAAGAUUUAAUGUGGUCUGAUCCUGAAGACAUUGAUACGUGGGCUGUUAGUCCACGAGGUGCUGGCUGGUUGUUUGGUGCAAAAGUGACAAAUGAGUUUAAUCAGGUUAACGAUUUAAACCUAAUAGCUCGGGCACAUCAACUAGUACAGGAGGGUUAUAAAUAUAUGUUUCCUGAUGAUAAUCUAGUUACUGUAUGGUCUGCACCAAACUACUGUUACCGUUGUGGUAAUGUAGCAUCUAUAAUGGCGAUUAAUGAAAAUUUGCAAAUCGAUGAAAGCAGUUUUAAAAUUUUUAAUGCUGUUCCUGAUCAAGAAAGGUCAAUCCCACAAAGAGCUGGUGUGGGUCAAUAUUUUCUUUGA